GGAGUUGCCACGUGAUGACGCUCCACUUUUGCGACGCGUGAGGCAAGAAGCUCAGAACAUCGACGACUCUCGUCGACGUCAAAGGCUGCCGAGAUGCCGCAGCCACUGAACGCCAAGAACGACCUCUUUUCUCUUCGCGUAAAGUAUGGGAAGGUGACGCUCUUCAUGCCCGUUUCGCCAAAGACGACGUACGACGAGCUCAUCAACGACGUUCUUGCCGGGUUGGCGACAAGCGCACAUACCCCUCCGGCAGAGACGGGUGCUUCCAGCUUCAAGGAAAUGGGCCCAUCUGACGUGGGCCUGUUCGAAGGCAGCAAGAUGGUGGGCACGGCAGAUGGGCAGCAGGACGAAAGCAUCCGGUUCGUUCAAGUAGACCGAGAACAGCCAAAUCUCGAGGAGAUGGGCAUCAUUGAUGGGCCCGAUGCAAUCGUCUACCUGGGCUUCAGAGACGCGAGCAAGGGUGUCAUUGCGGAGCCAGUCGUCGAGAUUCCUGCCUUGGUAGACGACUUUGACGAGGAGGAUGACGAGGCAGCAGAAGCAGCGAUAGAUGACGAGAUGGAGGGCAUCAAGGAAAGAGCAUGAGAUACAUUGCACUCAUAGGGCAGGAGGCCCAUUGUAUUAAUACUUUUGUCGGAU
This is a messenger RNA of Acaromyces ingoldii, 636 nucleotides long. RefSeq lists its product as hypothetical. The coding region runs from base 94 to 582 and encodes 162 amino acids. The transcript has 4 exons. The record is from RefSeq and is a predicted model, not a curated record. NCBI's taxonomy places the organism in Eukaryota, Fungi, Basidiomycota, Exobasidiomycetes, Exobasidiales, Cryptobasidiaceae.